Uloborus diversus is the source of this 2220-nucleotide messenger RNA. RefSeq lists its product as uncharacterized. Bases 1 to 2220 code for a protein of 739 amino acids. The record is from RefSeq and is a predicted model, not a curated record. Lineage: Eukaryota; Metazoa; Arthropoda; Arachnida; Araneae; Uloboridae. The transcript has a single exon. Gene Ontology annotation, molecular function: nucleic acid binding; zinc ion binding.
AUGGAGAAGCUUGUAGAACAACUCAUCAAGCAAAAUGAAGCUUUGAUGGCUGCAUUGCAAGAGAAAUCUGACCACAAACAAGAUAGAAUAUCAGUGUCAUUCGAGAAAUUCGAUGAAAACACUGAAAAUUUUGAUUCGUUCAUAGAACGGUUUGAAGCUUUUUUGGACAUUCAAAAUGUUCCAGAGGCAAAACGUGGGAAAGUUCUGAUUUCUACCUUGAAUGCGAGAUUGUAUAAUUUGUUAAAAAAUUUGCUCUCUCCGGAUAAUCCUUCGGAUAAAAAUUUUGCUGAACUUAAACAGGUUCUUAAAGAUCAUUUGAAUCCAAAAGCUUUAAUAAUACCUAGUCGGCAUAUGUUUAUUAAUAGAAAACAACAGGAAGGGGAAUCAAUAAGUAAUUACAUUGCUCAAUUACGCUCGUUAGCAAUUCCGUGUGAUUAUAAGGAAAAUAUGUUAAACACGAUGUUAAGAGAUGUUUUCGUUAGCGGUCUACGAGAUCGUAACAUCUUAGAUCGAUUAUUUCAGGAAGAUGAUAUAGAUUUAGAGAAAACAUUAAAAAUAGCCUUGUCAAUGGAAAAAGCUGUUAAGGGUGCAAAUGAGAUUAUUGGGACAUCCGCAGAAAUGAAAGUACUUAAAACUAUGAAAAAAGGGUUUAAAACGCAGAAACAAAACUUUGUAGCUAAAAAUAAUAAAAACAAAAAUGAAACUUGCUCGCGUUGCCUGGGGACGGAUCACAAUAAAAAUAAUUGUAGAUUUUCCUCUAGUGAAUGCCUUUUUUGCAGAAAAAUUGGACACAUUGCAAAGGCGUGUUUCGCGGCAAAGAAAAAUCGGCAGGUUCAGCAGAAAAAAGUAGAUGCAAAUGUUGAUCCUGAGUUACAAAAUGUAGUUCCUAUUUAUGGAUUUAGUUCAAAAAAUAAUGUGUUAAGUGAGGUAGAACCGAAAAGACCGCCAAUACUGGUUCAAGUUAAAAUUGAGAACAAAACUGUUAACAUGGAACUUGACACGGGAGGAACAGUUUCUGUAAUGUGCAUUAAGGAAUUUAGAAAAAUUUCAAAUAAAGAGAUUCAGCCCACAAAUUUAGUGUUUAAAACAUAUAGAGGUGAUAAACUAGUACCUUUAGGUUACGUCACAGUCAAAGUGGAAUACCAAAACCAAAAAUCGGAUUUGAAUUUAUACAUUGUGAAGGAAAAUUCGGAUACAAUUUUCGGCCGGGAAUGGCUGUAUAAAAUCAAUCUUGAUUGGAGUGCCAUUAAAACGUUAAAAACUUCUAACGAAUUGAGUUUAAAAAAAUUGCUGGAAGAGUAUAAGGAAAUUUUUGACGGCAAAUUAGGUGAAAUAAAUAAUCAUGAGGUAAAGCUGAAUUUAAAACCUAAUAGUCAACCUAUAUUUUGUAGGUCAAGACCCGUACCUUUCACGUUAAAAAAUAGAGUUGAAUCGGAAAUCGAUCGGCUUGAGAAGGAGGGUAUCAUUGAAAAGGUUGAUACUUCAGAAUGGGCAACACCAGUUGUACCCAUUGUUAAAACAGAUGGUUCCAUUAGGCUUUGCGCCGACUACUCUGUAACACUUAACCCUAAUUUGGAAGUACCACAACACCCGUUGCCAAAACUGGAAGAAAUAUUUACAUGUCUUAAUGGGGGUAAACAUUUCUCGAAACUGGAUUUUAGCCAUGCAUAUUUGCAGAUGAGGGUGCAUCCGGAGAGCCAACAUUUAUUAACCCUAAAUACCCAUAAGGGGUUAUACGUUUGCAAACGGUUGAUGUAUGGGCUAAAUUCUGCCCCUGCCAUUUGGCAACGUUAUGUUGAGGGAUUAUUUCUUGGUAUUGAGGGGAUCAAAAUAUUCAUGGACGAUGCUAGAGUAACUGGUUCGGAUGACCAGUCACAUUUAAAAGCAAUGGAAACAUUCUUUAAGAAAUGCAAACAACACGGUUUAAAAUUGAACUUAGCUAAAAGCAAGUUUUUUCAAGAUGAAAUUAAAUUCCUUGGCCACAAAAUUGAUGCCCAAGGACUGCAUAAAACCGAUGAAAAAAUUUUGGCAAUUACGAACGCCCCAACUCCAAAAAACGUCCAAGACGUUAAGAGUUUUUUGGGCUUGGUUAAUUUUCAUGGUAAAUUUUGUCCAAAUUUGGCAACAUUGGCUUAUCCCUUAAACAACUUGACAAAAAAGGAGGUCAAAUGGAAUUGGUCGAAAAAUUGCCAAAAUGCUUUUGAAAAAUUAAACAGGUAA